Messenger RNA from Pelobates cultripes (western spadefoot toad), 10752 nucleotides. NCBI's taxonomy places the organism in Eukaryota, Metazoa, Chordata, Amphibia, Anura, Pelobatidae. The record is from the annotation of a GenBank genome assembly.
CUUUAUUAUUUAAAUUUGAAGCUGGUAGUUUAGGGAGUUACUCCAUUGGCUGAGUGAGGGGUACAUAAUCCAGCUGUCGGGGUGACCGGAAUCCAUUGCUGCUGUGAGAGAAGUCGGCUCCCUGCUUUGGGCGUUAGAUUGUAUUAGUAGUUUGGGGAUUUCAAGAACACCAUGUCGUCCAUUGCAAACACUGCGGCGGAGUACAUGCUCUCGGAUGCUUUGCUACACGACACCGGCCCCCCAAAUAAGAAACGGCUUCGCCUAGAAUUACCCCUGGACCGAAUCAUUAAACUGGUUUCCAUCGGACUCCCCCUUCUACUUGUCUCACUGGCAUUCGCUCGAGAGAUUUCUAACGGUAAGUUCUGUAAUACAGAGGAUUAUUCACUAAACCAGAACAGACAAAACAAUUGCAAAUUUUAGAACAAAGAAGCAGAGGGGAAAUUUUUCAUUAGUUAACUCUAGCUGUCUAUAUUUAUAUCUAUAGUUACAAUUAUAUGUAUAUCGAUAGUUAUAUUUUAUCUAUAUUUCUAUUGAUAGUUACAGUUAGAUCUAUAUUUAUAUACAAAAAUAAGUCCUGCGUCCAAACUCCCAUCACUCCUGGGCAGCAGCAAUGAUCAUAGUACACAUCAGCCCCAAUACAUACAAUAAAAACCAAAGAGAAAAAAAGAGUUACCUGCGCACUAGCACAAAUCCCUAUGUGUAUUUAAAUUAAUGGAGGUUAUUUAACUACUACAAUGGCCAUGAGAGGGAAUGCCCACCUGCCACAUCCAGGCAGACCUCUCAGGUGGGUCCUACACUAACCAUUCACCUUGCUUCCUUGAGCUUCUGGUAAAGAUAUCUCUAAUGAGACAGAAAGGGGUAUUUUUUAUAUACACUCCUACAUGCUUAUUAACCCUUAAUAGGGAACACAUGGGAUGGGCGGCAGCAUUGUAACAUAGCUGUGUGAUACAAAAGUGAAUACAAAUACACAGAUAAAGACACUUUGUACUUACAUCCAGUUUAAGAAAAAAACAUUUUGUAGAUGAAUGGGCAUUACAUCCAGUAAUAAUGAGUAUUAUGUAGAGUAACGGGCAUUACAUCCAGUAAUAAUGAGUAUUAUGUAGAGUAACGGGCAUUACAUCCAGUAAUAAUGAGUAUUAUGUGGAGUAACGGGCAUUGCAUCCAGUAAUAAUGAGUAUUAUGUAGAGUAACGAGCAUUGCAUCCAGUAAUAAUGAGUAUUAUGUGGAGUAGUGGGCAUUGCAUCCAGUAAUAAUGAGUAUUAUGUAGAGUAACAGGCAUUGCAUCCAAUAAUAAUGAGUAUUAUGUAGAGUAACGGGCAUUGCAUCCAGUAAUAAUGAGUAUUAUGUGGAGUAACGGGCAUUGCAUCCAGUAAUAAUGAGUAUUAUGUAGAGUAACGGGCAUUACAUCCAGUAAUAAUGAGUAUUAUGUGGAGUAGUGGGAAUUGCAUCCAGUAAUAAUGAGUAUAAUGUAGAGUAACAGGCAUUGCAUCCAGUAAUAAUAAGUAUUAUGUAGAGUAACGGGCAUUGCAUCGAGUAAUAAUGAGUAUUAUGUAGAGUAACGGGCAUUACACCCAGUAAUAAUGAGUAUUACGUGGAGUAACGGGCAUUGCAUUCAGUAAUAAUGAGUAUUAUGUAGAGUAACGGGCAUUACAUCCAGUAAUAAUGAGUAUUAUGUAGAGUAACAGGCAUUACAUCCAGUAAUAAUGAGUAUUAUGUGGAGUAACAGGCAUUACAUCCAGUAAUAAUGAGUAUUAUGUGGAGUAACGGGCAUUGCAUCCAGUAAUAAUGAGUAUUAUGUAGAGUAACGGGCAUUACAUCCAGUAAUAAUGAUUAUUAUGUAGAGUAAUGGUAAUGGGCAUUGUAUCCAGUAAUAAUGAGUAUUAUGUAGAGUAACGGGCAUUACAUCCAGUAAUAAUGAGUAGUAUGUGGAGUAGUGGGAAUUGCAUCCAGUAAUAAUGAGUAUAAUGUAGAGUAACAGGCAUUGCAUCCAGUAAUAAUAAGUAUUAUGUAGAGUAACAGGCAUUGCAUCGAGUAAUAAUGAGUAUUAUGUAGAGUAACGGGCAUUACAUCCAGUAAUAAUGAGUAUUAUGUGGAGUAACGGGCAUUACAUCCAGUAAUAAUGAGUAUUAUGUAGAGUAACAGGCAUUACAUCCAGUAAUAAUGAGUAUUAUGUGGAGUAACAGGCAUUACAUCCAGUAAUAAUGAGUAUUAUGUGGAGUAACGGGCAUUGCAUCCAGUAAUAAUGAGUAUUAUGUAGAGUAACGGGCAUUACAUCCAGUAAUAAUGAUUAUUAUGUAGAGUAAUGGUAACGGGCAUUACAUCCAGUAAUAAUGAGUAUUAUGUAGAGUAACGGGCAUUGCAUCCAGUCAUAAUAAGUAUUAUGUGGAGUAACGGGCAUUGCAUCCAGUAAGUAUUAUGCAAAGUAACGAGUAUGGUGUUGAGAAAUAAGUAUUAUUUGAGUAACGAGUAUUCUGUAGAGUAAGGAGUAUUAUGUAGAGUAACGAGUAUUCUGUUGAGUAACAAGUAUUAUGUGGAGUAAGGAGUAUUGUGCAGAGUAACGAUUCUCUGUCACCGUUUGGGGACUUGCAUCGUUUGCAAACACCCCAACGAUGACAUCACUGCUGGGAGUCCGGUAGCUGGGUAGCAGAUAAAGGUGAGAUUUAUUUACCUGAACUUAUUCUUCGCCGCACCACCUCUUCUUCUGGCCGGUCCUUUUCCGCUGGGGGAAUUGACGCUUCUAGAUGGCGGUCACUCUGCCCAGUGUCAGGCGUAGGAAAGAGCAGCCCCUACGUUGUCUCACUAUAUCUCUUGACUGGGUUGGAAUUUCAACACAGUCAGUAUGAAGAUUUCACCUUUAUGAAAUACUCUUUUUGCAGGGGGGGGUGAAAGUGCUGCUUUAAAGGGACAAUAUAGUCCCCCACGACCACUUCAUCUCAUUAAAGAGGUCUGGGUGAGUGCCCCUGUCCCCUUAAUCCUGCAAUUCUAGUUAUUGCAGUGUCUGAGAAACUGCAUAAUUACCUUGCAUGGCUAACACCACUUUUAUUGGCUGUCUCCCAGAGCUUCCAGCCCCUUAUCGGACCUUUGGUCCGCCAACUGACGCUGGACGUCCUCACGCUUUGCACGAGCACAUCCAGAGUUAGCUAAAAUCUCAUUGGAAAGCAUAAAUUCAUCUUUACUGUCCUAACGUGAUCACAGUGUUCGUCGCACAUGCGCCUUAGGUCCUCCGCCAGCUGACAUCUGUGGGGGUGCGGAUGUGGAGCCUGAUCAGCGUUGAGGGAUAUCGGCAUUGGAAUCAAGGAAGUGACAAAAGUGUUUUUAACCCUAUCAGCCGACGGUACUCUAGUGAUAGAAAUACAACUUUGUAUAAAUAGCACUACAGUAUCCCUUUAAGUGUGAUCUGACCCUAUGAUUCCAGUGUAGAUACAAUUCAUCUGAUGGAAUUAGGCACAUUCCCAGUCUAACGAGCUAGGCACCUGGGUUAUUAAAGGGAUUCUAUAGUGCCAGGAAAACAAAACAGUUUUCCUGGCACUAUAGGCUCCUGCCGUGCCCCCUUCCCGCGGCAUUGUAGAGGUUAAACCCCUUCAGUCACUUACCUGAAUCCAGCGCCUAUGUCCCUCACUGCUGGUUCAGUCUCCGCCCACGUCCCUCCCCAGCCGAUGUCAGCCGGCGGGGGAGACCUAAUGCGCAUGCGCGGCUCGAUUUAGGAUUUCCCCAUUAUUCAAUGCUUUCUUAUGGUGAACAAAAUCUGAUGGUGGAGGUCCUCAUGCACUUAACCACUGCAGGGUUAAGGGAAAUGGGACAUUGCGCCUAGACCACUUCAAUGAGCUGAAGUGUUCUGGGUGCCUACACUGUCCCUUUAACUAUAAAUAGAUCUGCAGAGAAUUUAAAGUAAAAAAGGCAACAGUAGCUGAACUGCUAAAACUGUCCAAAUCAUCUAUGCUUCGAGUUCCACUAAUUUGUUCUAAAUAUACAGCUGAGCUGGUAUCACCCAAUGAGUUGAAUAGACUCACUGACAUCUAACAAUUGUUAAACUGAUGGGCAGAAAUUUAAAAGGUGUUGAUUGGCCAAGACACUUCCUGGUUUGGAGAGAGUUCACUACAAAACCUGGAAACCAAACGCACGCACAAAUGUUUAAAGAUUUGAAGUUCUAUUAUUUUGUUUGUGUUUAGUCCAUUGUGUAUAGAAAGCAUUUAAAAUAUAUGGCUAAGUAGUUUGGUUAUCUGUACUAUGUUUGAUAAAUUUACCUUUAUUUAUUUUUUUAUUGCUCUGAUGUUGUUUUCCUUGUAACACUGUUACUGGAAUUACCCUCAAUAUAUAAUGUGCCGAUAACGUCCCUUUAAUGGCUGGCUGAGCGAUUCCUCGUUUAUUCCGCCACUGCCACGUUCCGUUUAAUGCGAUCUGCACGGGGCUGGCAGUAACAUUGUUUUGUUUUUUAGGGUCCCAGGUUAUCUGUUUUCCUCCCAGUAACUUUUCAGAGAAGCACGUUCAGUAUGUGGACAAACACUGCUGGCAUUCACUGCGACAUCACGAUUUCACCGCUGGACGAAAUCCAGAAGUGCGAUCACUUUGGGUUCAUAAGGUAACUCUAUAAAACGCUCUUUGCACACCUGCUUUCUUAACGCGAUUAAUAAGCCAGACCCCGAGAACUCUAUUUUUAAAUGAUUUCUCUUACACAAUAAUUGGCAUCAAUUGCAUCUUUAUGUUUUUAUAGCAGAAUUCUCCCUGUAAUUUGAGGUCACGUUAAAAUGAUACAGUUAGAAGGAAAUUAUAUGUUUCAUUGCUGUUUGAGUAAAAAGAACUUGUAUAAUAACUGUGGCAUGUUGUAAAAUACAGGGGUUUACUCACUAAACAGCGAAUUGUAAGUCGAUAUUAAAGGGUAGGUCAUGGCAGUUUGGUGUAAAACAUUCAGAGUUUACGAUCAGUCAAACACAAUGAACAAUUCUGUAGCAAAUAUGUCCCUCGCUUCCAUUAUUUUAUUAUAGAUCACUUUGUUUACAUUCUAAAAGUACACACUGAACACAUGAAGCAGAGUCUGUUAUGGACCUGUGGUUGGGCUUCUGUUGGCUCAAUUUUUCCCUAAAAUGUUCGAUACAAACCAGAGUGGUAGCACAAGAUUUCUUUGUAUCUUGACCUCUUAGUGGUUAUGGUGCUUGGAGUGUCAGAGCGCAAUACCAUUUACAGCCUGCACAUGAGUGGUGGCGCUCCACAGUACUGUUGCCUCUGGACUAGCUUUAGUUUGGGAUUAAAGGGAUUCUCUAGUGCCAGGAAAGCACUGUAGAAUCCUGCAGUGUCCCCCUCCUUCCGCCCCCCCCACCCCACGUCGCUGAAAACCCCUUCAGUCACUUACCUGAAUCCAGUGUCAGGCUCCGCACACACUCCUUCCCACCCACCUCAGCCGACAGGGGAGACCUAAUGCCCAUGCAUGGCGGCUCACAUUAGGGUUCCCCUAGAGGAAAGCAUUAUUCAAUGCUUUCUUUUGGGGAUUCCGGUGACGCUGAAGGUCCUCACGCAGAGCAUGAGGACGUCCAGUGUCGUUUAGAUGACUAAAAGUCGUCUAAGCACCCGUACGUCCCUCUAGUAGCUGUCUACAAAACAGGACUUAACCUUCUCAGAAACUGCAAUAAUUACCACUGUAGGGUUGUGACCUGGGACAUUGCACCCAGACCACUUCAAAGAGCUGGGUCUGGGUGCCUACAGACUGUCCCUUUAAAUAUUGAUUGGUAUCAGUUUAACCCCUUAAGGACACAUGACGUGUGUGACAUGUCAUGAUUCCCUUUUAUUUCAGAAGUUUGGUCCUUAAGGGGUUAAAGAUCUUCAUGGUGUAGUCAUUGGAUAGAAGAUAAUUGACUCCCGUUUACCCAGCCAGACGUAUACAACUGAUGGGAUUAAAUUCAUAUGAAAACCGCACUGCACACUGUAUGAGUUUUAUAUUUAUAUUAUAAUAAUUCAGACAAAUUAGAAAUGAGAACAGUUUUUUGUUUCACUGCCAGUUUGCUUUGCUUCCAGGUGUACCCCUAUAUACUGCUGCUGGUUUCGGUCGCCAUGUACGUACCCGUCGCACUUUGGAAGUAUGUUUCGAGGUCUUUGUUGUACUCAGAUCUGUCUUUUAUUGUGGAUGAACUUGACAAAUCCUACAAUCGCUCCAUCAAGCUGGUCCAGCACUUAGUAAAAACCCACAGAACGUGCACAGACUCGCUUCUCUUCUGGGAGGAGCUUAAAAGGUACAAAAUGUCUGGCCGUAAAGAAGCGCAAAUACAGGAAAAUGGUAGAAUUAUUAUAAUGUAACGGUUGCUUGAGAGUCCUCUCUGAACACGUACGUGUAUAUUCAUGCAUGACGUAGCACAAUAUGGCUUCCUGAAAACAAUAUGGCUGCCUGACAUAAAACAAUAUGGCUGCAUUACGUGGCACAAUAUGGCUGCCUGGUGUAGCCAUAUAUACAGUUUUAAUAUAAUUAAUGUAAUCAUGGGUGUUUGGUUUCUCUAAACUGUUUAAGUGCUUUGAACUGAUUUAUUUUUAUAAAAUGACUUAAAAUCUGGUGAAAACUAAUGGAAACAUUUCACCAUUUAUGAAAUAAUAAUUUUCCCCAGUUUGGAAAUAUUCAUUGUUUAUAACCAGCGCACAUAACAUGGUUUGACAGAAUUCUAUUGCAUAUAGUUUGUGGGUGACAAUCUUCUAAUUAAUGUUCCGUUAUUGUCUUCCAGCGCUCGUCAUGUUCGAUAUUUUGAAUUCCCGCUGUUGGAGAGAUAUCUGACAUGCAAACAGAAAUCCCAUCAACUGGUGUUUGCGUAUCUCCUGCGUAACAUCCUCCUCCUUGUCAUCAUUCUCUUUACUUGCGCCUACCUGGCCAUCUUUCAUCUCACCGUUUUUUAUCAAGAUGAAUUCAACUGUCACAUCAAAGAAGGCUUUCUGAGAAGAGAGACCUCCAGCUCUGAAUUUGUAAACUGUAAAUUUGUAUCUUUGUCAAUAUUUCAAAUAGUCAGUGUCGCCAACGCUGUGGUGUACAUCUUACUAGUGCCGAUUAUAAUAUAUAACAUGAGUAAACUCUGCUACUGGGAUAAACAGCUUCUAAAUGUAUACGAGAUGCUCCCCGCGUUUGACCUCCUUAGCAAGAAGAUGCUGGGGUGCCCCAUUAAUGAUUUGAACAUCAUUAUUGUCUUCCUUCGGGCCAAUAUUUCUGAACUCAAGUCCUUUAGCCGGCUAAGCGUUUUGUGUACGCUAAAAAACACAACAAAAAACAAUCAGAACAUCGAUACGGUGGUGGACUUCAUGACAUUACUGGUUGGCAUGGACAUCGAAAACGCCACCACGCAGAACAACCAAUUAUGUGAUGCCAACUCUGAUAUCAACCAAUCACAGACCUCAAAAAAGGAAUGCUAUGGUAAGAUUGGGUAUCUAACCCCUCGUUUAACAUUUAUCUGAUACCUCGGAUAAUCCGCUGAAAGUAAACCUAGGAUAAGCCAGAGAUUCUGGAUAGAUUGCUGUACAGGUGUAAUGAAAUUAUAACAAUGUAAUUUAUAUAAUUAGGGUUCCAUUUCCUCCCUGGAACUCUACAGUCACCUAAACAACUUUAGUUUAAUGAAGCCGUUUUAGUGUCUAGUUCAGUGAUGGCGAAGCUUUUUGAGCCCGAGUGCCCAGACCGCAAUACAUGCCAAUUUUUUGUUUAUCCUCAAAGUCCUCAAAGUGCCAACACAGCAAUUAAACCUGAAUACUGAGGUUUAAGUUUAGAAAAAACAACUCGUACAUUUGUCCGAACUAAUUAACAUUUUUUGUUUUAACAAAACAGAGUUUAAUGAUACAAAUUAUAAAUAAUGAUAUAAAUUAUAGAUAAAAUUAAACUUAUCUUUAUGAGUAUCUCCAACAAAUGCAAUACAUACAAUCAAACUGCUGAAUACGGUCACAGACUGCUGAACACAUUCACACCAACUGCUGAAUACAUACACUCGGACACAGACUUUUAAAUACACAGACUGCUGAAUACAUACACUCGGACACAUAGACUUUUAAAUACACAGACUGCUGAAUACAUACACACGGACACACAGACCUCUAAAUACAAACAGACUGCUGAAUACAUACCCACACACACACACAGUCUGCUGAAUACAUACAGACUGCUUAAUAAACACACACACAUUAAGGGGUGCAGUGUAUGUUUACGGGUGCACAGUGUGGGUGGGGGGAGGAGCGCUGUGUGUGUCAUGGGUGCCUUCCCUUAUUCUUACCUUUGGUGAAGGAGGAAGGGACACAGCCAGCCCUGGUGGUAAGUAUGUGACUGGCUGCAGCUCUCCUGUCCUCCCACACAAUGCUUUGUGGAGCGUUGCCAUGGGAACGCUCGGCAAUGCUCCACACAGCCUGCUCGCGGGAGGACCGGAGAGCUGCUUACCAAAUCCCUCCCCCUGCUUCCAGGUCCUCCCGAUACGAAAGCAGAGUAUGCGCAGUUUUGGGCAGUCAGGUGCCUACUCUACAUUGCUGCUGACCGGAGCUCCCCCACCCCCUGGCAACCUAUGGCCACAUGCCUUCAGAGUGGGCUCCAGUUGCACUCCUCAAUUCAUUGCCAUUUAGGAGUUAAAUCACUUUGUUUUUGUUUAUGCAGCCCUUGCCACACCUCCCCUGGCUCUGAUUGGAAAAAAAACAAAAACUGGUUGCACUUUCAAUCAGAUGUAAUUUACCUUAAACAAUUGUAUCUCUUUCUCUGUAAAUUUAACUUUAAUCACAUACAGGAGACUCUUGCAGGUUCUAGCAAGCUUUUAACAUGGCAGGGGAUAAGAAAAUCUAAAUUAAAUAGAACUUGCAAUAAAGGAAGGAUAAACAUUAGAUGACUCUUUACAGGAAGUGUUUAUGAAGGCUGUGCAAGUCACACGCAGGGAGGUGUGACUAGGGUUAAUAAAGUGAUUUAACUCCUAAAUGGCAGAUAAUUGAGCAUUGAGACUGCAGGGGCAUGAUCUAUACAUUAAAAUGGUUUCAUUAAGCUUAAGUUGUUUUGAUGACUAAAGUGUCCCUUUAAUAUGUUAUAAUGAUCAGUGUGAAAAGAAAGUCUUUGCUCCUUCAGUCUAAAAUUUUGAAAAAUCUGCUCCAAUUAGGUUUCAUUUAUUUAAAAAAAAUUUCACUCUUUUUUUUUUUAGAAAUGGGUAAACUGCAAGAAAAGAAAUAGAAAAUUUAAAGAAACCUUUUACUCUAUCGGAGAAAGAACGUCCUUCCAAGAGAAUUCCUGGACAAGAUCAGUAUCUUCCACUUACACCCUUUUAAAUGGCUACACACAAUUAAAUGAUAUUGUUCUUCAAUCCUAUUAACAGGUGCCCUUAUGUAUGAUGAGAUAUUUAUUAAAACAUAUCACGGUAUAGAACAGACUUACUGGUGUUUGAAAACGUUACUGAACUGUGACAGCGAAUGGACAGACGACUUGAAAAUUCAGACCAAAAUCAAACAGAUGAAAAGAUGUUAAUGCACAGAGAAUGAAGGCCAAAAAUAUAUACAUAAUAAUGUAAAAUAAAGCACAGUCUUCAAUAGAUUACAGAGUAUUCUGAAUAAGAGUUUUAUUAUAAUCAAAUUGGUGAAAUUAUCAAUCUGGCUCAGAUUUCAACAAAAUGGACAGGUCAGGAAAAACAAAAUAAGGGCCUAAACUCUAUGUGACAUCCUUGGCUUUACCUACAAUGGAUUACUCAGUGGCAUGGUAGAGACUGAUUGAACCCCCAAUUAAUUAUUUUGCAGAGUGGUAGAGACUGACAGAACCGCCAGUGAAUUACUCUGCAGAGUGGUAGAGACUGACAGAACCCCCAGUGAAUUACUCUGCAGUGUGGCAGAGACUGAAUGAACCCCCAGUAAAUUACUCGGCAGUGUGGUAGAGACCGACUGACCCCCAAAUGAAUAACUCUGCAGAAUGGUAGAGACUGACCGGCUGUAGAGAUCUCAACUUUGCUGGUCUGAUAAAUAAAUCACUUCCCAUCCACUACAUUGCGAAUACACUAGGAUGUAUAAAGGUCUUUAUGGAGCUGCAGGGGACUCUAAUUCAAUAAAUGCUGAAUUAAUAAACAUGCUGCACCGUAAAUUAAUAAUAAACCCUUCAGAUUAGGAUGCAAAUUCCUAGAGCUUUUAAAAAGGAUUAAGUCUUAGUCUGUUUCUUAGGGAGCCGUUAGUUUCCAAUGUUUUUGGGACCAGCAGUGGCUCAUUGCAGAGAAAUGGAGUUCUGGGUUUUUACAUCUGACAUCAACACAAUCAGCAGUGUAUCUCUUAAUAAUGGUCAGUGUGUAUCAGGAAUCUGGGAGAACAGCACUGAGGGGAUACAGCGGUAAGCAGAGGAGAUAGCAAGAGGAGGAUGGAGUAGUGAAAGGGGGUAUAGCAGUGAGAAGGGGUAUAGCAGAGGGGUAUAGCCAUAAUCAGAGGGUAGAGCAGUGAGAGGAGAAAGGAAAAAAAAGUAAAUCUGGAUUUUAAUUGAACAUGGGAUAUUGCGCAAAAACAAAUAAAAAAAUAAUAUGUUCAAUAAAAAACAAAGCAACAAACAGUACUGAUAAAUACAGACAGCAUCAAUUAAUGCCAUUGAAUAAAUAAUGUGAUUUCUAAAGCAUUUACUCUGAAGACCGAGAAGAGCUGUACUGAUUGGAUGGGGAUUUCAUGCGCUGCAGGUCAGACGCCAGUUGUGAAUGCGAGAAGAAGAUUUCCCGGUAAGAGGAUAUAUAGUCAUGUGAUGAGGGAAUUUCUGGAAGAUCUAAUGUUCUUGCUUGAAAUGUAAUAAAAAACAGAAAUAUUUUAUCUCAA